AUGCGCCCGCUGCAGAUAGCAUCCUCCAGGCCUUUUGCCCGAAGUGAUGGCGACAACCCACCGUGCAUAUGGUACCUAUCGACCGGCGGGAAGACAUGGGCGUGGCGGCCUUGCACCUGGUGGAUGGCGUGCUGGUUGCUUUCUCGCCGAAACCAUGACAAGGUGCAGCCCUAGCUUUGCCUACCUCAGCCCCACAAGGAUUCCCGGACCAGAACCAUGCAUUCAGUUAUCCUUCGUGAGCCGAAGCGGGAGCGCGUAUCCUGUGCUGUUUCUCUCACUCGUCUCGCUCGCUUUUCCGUACCUUGCCUACAGUGUGAGCCGCAGUGCAAGUUUUUCACCUAUUGCGGGUUCGUGGUCUAUUUUUCUUAUUUUUGACUUCAUUUCAAAACAGCGCUCACACCACUAUUUAGUGCCGUUUAUUCCAGCCCGUUGCCACACAGAAGAGCCCCUAUCUACCCUCCCCUCCUGCGGUGCAUUGCCUUCGAUUUUCAAUGGGAGAAGAGUUUUGCACUAAUUUCCNUCGUGGUCUAUUUUUCUUAUUUUUGACUUCAUUUCAAAACAGCGCUCACAGCACUAUUUAGUGCCGUUUAUUCCAGCCCGUUGCCACACAGAAGAGCCCUUAUCUACCCUCCCCUCCUGCGGUGCAUUGCCUUCGAUUUUUAAUGGGAGAAGAGUUUUGCACUAAUUUCCCUGUGUACACACGAACUAGCGCUAUCCACUAGGCCAACAAAGCGAGGGAAAAUCUCACUUUGCAACAAAAGCUCGCUUACGCCGGGAUCCGAACCCCUGACUUGACCUCUAGACUAGGAAGGUUUCGAGGAUACCAACUAGACCACCGGGGCGUCCUUAAUGUAGCAUCAAUUUAACACCCGUAAACCCGUCUACCAAGCGCCGCCGAUGCCGGCAGCGGCAGGGGUGGGGAAGAAGCGGUAUGCAUCAAUUUCUGCGGGCACACCGGGGAUCGCCUUCGAUCGAUCAGGCAAGGUACCAUGGUGGCAAAGGAUUAUAAAAUUCGUUUUUCGAUGGGUCGGUCCGGGCUAUGUCCCAUGGUUUCCCUCGCCAUCUGACAAUUAUUACGUACAUACAGGCUCGCCCGAUUAAUCAAAACUGGCG
Messenger RNA from Ectocarpus sp. CCAP 1310/34, 1113 nucleotides. NCBI's taxonomy places the organism in Eukaryota, Phaeophyceae, Ectocarpales, Ectocarpaceae. The record is from the annotation of a GenBank genome assembly.